Molecule: messenger RNA, 7202 nt
Organism: Vespa crabro (European hornet)
Lineage: Eukaryota; Metazoa; Arthropoda; Insecta; Hymenoptera; Vespidae
Product: probable serine/threonine-protein kinase kinX
Exons: 17
Coding region: 3041-7201 (1386 amino acids)
Biological process (GO): chemical synaptic transmission
Cellular component (GO): plasma membrane
Molecular function (GO): diacylglycerol binding; calmodulin binding; syntaxin-1 binding
Source: RefSeq, a predicted model, not a curated record
CGCGAGGAAGGAAGGAACCCCGCGGCGGGGGGUGAGCUUGGCAAAGGGUCGACUCGUUCGACGGUCGGUCUUGUUCGGUGACGCUCGGCUGGCCGGCGCCUACGUCGGCGUCGGCGCCAGCGUCGACGCCGGCGUUCUCCCCGAGCCCUGACGUAGCAAGAUGGCGGCGGCGUGUCGGAGGCGUCUCCGUCCGUACAGUGCUCGCCGUCGGCCAGUCCGCGUACGUCCGUAACAACGUUCCAUCGGCGUAUCAUCGGCGCAUCAGCGGCGCGUCGUCGGCGCAUCGUCGGCGCAUCGUCGGCGUAAUCUCGAUGUUGUUGUUCGCGGGUACCCAUCGUUCCCGCGUCGCACGGUGCCUUUCGUGUCUCUCGACGCCGGGGAGUAGCUGCCAGCAGCGUCACCAUCUUCGACGACGACGACGGCGGCGGCGACGACGACGCCGACGAAGAGUUUCCGAAGGCUCCGCCGACUCCUCGCAACACCACGGCAACCCAGAGAAGCCGUGAUAAUUACGAGGACCAAGACUCGCUGCUUUAACGCGCUACGACCAACGAAAAGCAAGAACACAGAGAGAGAGAGAGAGAGAGAGAGAGAGAGAGAGAGAGAGAGCGUGAGUGUGAGUGUGAGUGUGAGUGUGAGUGUGAGUGUGAGUGUGAGUGUGCGCGCGUGUGUGUGUGUGUGUGUGUGUGUGUGAGUGUGAGAGAGAGAGAGAGAGAAACGGUGUGACUCCUACGCUCGCCCACCACCAACGUUUCUCCUCGUUCUACAGAGCGCGUUUCUGCUUUCGUUCUUCCCCUACCUCUCCUCGUCCCUACCUCCCUACCUCUCCGUCCAAUUCACUUCCCCUAACCCAGCCCCUCAGCCCCCAUCCCCCUACGUCGCUAUCCUUUUCUUUCUCUCGCACGCGCACACACACGUAUCCACGGACGUACCGAGCGCCUACGAUCGGACGAACGAGCGGAUGCGCGCUUUCUCGCACGUAGGUGUUUCGCGGAAAUCCCGUACGUUCCCGUGAUAUAUCUGGUCUCAUCUAUCCUUUGGCUCCCUCGGUCUCUCUCCGUGUUCGUUUUCCCUAAGCAUUUUUUCAGGAAAGUGCGCGGGGCGGAAAUGCGCGUAAGCGUACGAGGCGCCUCGGAACGACGACGCGAGAGAGGACGGUGGGACAGCCGGCGGUGGUUCGAGCUAGCUUGACGAGCGCACGAGAUCACCACGGUGCCACGAGAGCCGGCGUGUACUAAGGCCGUCUUUUGCUACUAUGAUAGUAACGAGAAGCUUCUUACGGUGGGCGCUCCUCCCGAAGCGAGCGGCGCUCGGCCGAGUCUCUUCUUCUUCCCUCUCCUCCUCCUCCUCCUCCUCCUCCUCCUCCUCCUCCUCCUCUUGCUGCUGCUGCUGCUGCUCCUCCGCCUCCUCCUUCAGCUCGGAGGACGACGUUGGACGACGACCAAGAGGACGCGAUAAUCGACAAGAGGAAAACGUGCACCGACGGCGAGCGAGCACCACCGAUACUGCCGCUGCUAAGGCGAUGUUGCGUUUCUGCCCUCGGAAAUACGUGCAAGACGACGAGAGAAAUUACGAAGACGAGCGGCUGCCGGCGAGCGACGCCGACUAUCCGAGCGCCGGUCCCGGCAUUCUGGCCAUCGACCUUCCAUCGAGCACUACUAUUCGCGAUUAUCGUUCUCAUUACUACAACAAUUAUUGUCGCUGCUAUAGCCGUGAUCGAGCUUUCAUCGUUGACCGAGCGAAACGCACGCAGGAAUCGGCUACGCACUCGCUAACGGCCAAAGAGGAUUCGUCGGGAGCCAGGAAGAAGCACGAGGAUAAAAGCAAUUAUUUUCGAGUCGGUGCGCCGGCUUGCGCGUGACCAAGAGCCGGCCCUCGUUACUACUUUUACCAGCACGCUACGCGCCUAUCAGUCGAAGCGCGAUCAUUCCAACGACCGCCGUGUCUUUUCUCCUCCGUUCUCGUUACUACUUGUGCGCGCGCGACCUCAUCGAAUACCGAAGAAAAUUAGCGAUUUUUCUUCCUCAAUUUUCGCCACCCUUCCUUUCUUCUUUCUCUCUCUCUCUCUUUCUCUCUCUAUCUCUCUUUUCACGGCACAAGCCACGAACGCGAUAUCUUUGCGAGUGCUGCUGCUGCUGCUGCUGCUGCUGCUCCUCCUGCAAGUGCCGGCUUUUCUCAAUGGUACAGAUCGGUGCACCAAACUCUUGAAAAGCGUCGCGAGUGCUGCGAAGACACAGAAAGAGAGAGAAAUAAAGAGGGAGAAGGAGAGACAGACAGGGAUAGACAGAGACAGAGAGAGAAAGAGAGACUGAAAACGAUAGAAAUUCUAUCGCAAUUUCUUAAAACACGGACGCAUCGUCUUCUUAUUGUGUAAGAGUGUGUGUGAGAGAGAGAGAGAGAGAGAGAGAGAGAGAGAGAGAGUGUAUAGUAGAGAGAAACGAGAGGAGCGCCUUUGGGAGUAUCUUUCUUUCUCUUUCUAUUCGCGUUAUACUCUCCUCGAACCUCCUCACCCCUUUCGCCGGACUUCCUCUUAAUCCCUCUUCAUCGCCACAUGUCACCGAAUUUCGAGCCAUAGCGUAUAUAUGUUUAUCGUAUUUCCCUUCUUUAUCUAUGCCUGUAUAUGUAUGCCUAUGUAUAUAAGUGCACGUAUACCAAUAUAUUGUAUAUACAUAUAUACAUACAUAUAUCACACGAACUCGUUAUAAAAUAUAAGGACGUGCGCGCGUUUGACGUGAGAUUAAAAGGCGUACAAAGUGCGAAAGCAGUCCGUUAACGAGAGAAAGAAGGAAGAAAAGUAUACUGCUUCUUCGUUUUCUUCGUCCAAAAAAGAAGAGAAAGGGGGAAAGAGAAAGAGAGAGGAGGGGGGCGGGGGCGGGGAAAAUCGACGUUUCGUGCUCCGCUGGCGUCAUCGCUGCACGCUAAUCUGCCUUUUUUCCUACGUUAUCUUCGUACGUCGCAUCGAGUACGUCGCUGGACGAAUUUUUCAAUGCGACUCUCUCGAUAGUAAAAGCCAAGCCGUACAGUUCGAGGACCUUCGAUCAUGUCUCUUCUCAACGUCAGAGUGAAGAAGGCGCGGUUCGUCUGCGAGGAAGCGGAGGACUUCAAUUCGUACGUAACGCUGAAACUGCAGAAUGUAAAGUCGACGACAGUCACCGUAAAGGGGGCCAAUCCAAGCUGGGAGCAAGAUUUCUUAUUCGAAACAAACGAUAUGAACGCUGGCCUGCUAGUAGAAGUUUGGUGCAAGGGAUUUCUCUGGGAUCGUUUUCUCGGUUACUACUUCAUCCCACUUUCGGAAGUGUCCUACAUGAACGAGGUAACGUCAAAUAAGACUUUCGAGACAUCGGCGUUAAAGCAAGAGCAACGCGUAUCGUCAGAUAACAACAGCAAUACACAACCAUUCGGCGACACUCGGACGGAGGGCUCUGGACAGUGGGUCGGCUUGGAUUCCGAGCUCGAAAUGAGGGGUGCCGAAAUCAUUGGCACGAAAAAGCCGACCGGUCACUCUCUACUAAUAGACUGUCGAUUGGAGCUACCUUACGUGUCUGACCAAUCAGGAAAGAGCGAUCGGCGAACCGGAUGGAAAGCCCUGCUAACGAGCGAAACGGCAAUGCAGUUGCGAGCAGCUCGGCCCAUGUGUGGCUCAGACCCGGAGAACACGGAAGCAGCCGAUCUGCAGAGGAAACUGGAGAUGCUGAACAACAUGAUGGACCAGGAAGCACGGGCCGAACAGGCACGCCGACAGAUAUUAUACAAUAUAGGCCACUCCGGUUAUUCGGAGGAUUCCGACUACACGUCGGACCUGAAUUAUCCAGUUGGUGGACAAGGGGCGAACAGCUCGGCCUCGCAGUUCCGUAGCGCGGCGAAUCAAUUGGCUACUCCUCAGAGGUCUCUCGAAACCUCCAGGGAAAACAGUUACGAGAGGGACGAUCAUCAGAUUCCAACGACGGUUGGUGGACGAAUAGUCGGCAGCGUUUGUUACGGCGGUGGUUAUGCCAGUCAAAGUCAUAGUCCGAGAUACGACGAGCCGUAUCCCGAGGAAGGUCCGCCUCAGCGAUAUUCCCUACAGCAUUCUUCAGAAUGUUCCGAGCCACUCUUCUAUAAUAGUAGACCGAGACAUUACAAAGAAUACAGACGACGGAAGCAUACAUGGGAUUACGAGGACAGUCAAGAUGGUUGGUACAGCGAGGGCUACGAUUAUCACGGUACGCGGCUCGACGAUACGAGAAUUUACAGCGACACCGAGUACUACCCAAGUUCGACGACGACUACGUCGCGAAGAAGAGCUCACAGACGGCCGUCCUUGGAAAGACAGAUGACCCUCUACGACGAGCAUUCGUACUUCACCGAUGGCUAUAGCAGCGACGGUAGAACGAGCAAGAUGAACGCCACUUAUCCGGAAUGUCAAACGGACAUAAGGUAUAACGAGUAUUACGACGCUAUAACCGGAUUAGAUUAUCAAGACGAAAGGUAUGGUCAGGACGACGAGGACAGACAAUGGGACAGCGGAGGGAAAUGGUAUUCGGGGACGAGCACUUAUUACGAGAACAAACGAAAUAGGAAAACGCUUCCGCAAAGGCCCGCAUCGAGUAUCGGUAUUCAUCGACCCGAUUACAGGCCGACGGUCAUCAGGCAACGUAGUUACGAGUCGGAGGAAUUGGACUACAGCGGCCACGGUCGUCGUAGAAAAGCAAUUCAGCCGCAGCAACGUCCAAUCUCUCGCCAGGAAGGAACCGGCAAGAAGUUACCUCCGACACCGACCAAACCGAGCAACGUCGUCGUUAACCGUAAACUCGCCUCUCUACCUGCUACGCCGAGCAGGCAACUGCCAAAGACUAGAACGCCCUCCGAGGAGAGCUAUUACAAGUCUGACUACAACGAGGACUAUAAUUACGCUUAUCGCAGUCAGGAUAAUUUGCCGCAAGACAAUUCUUACCCCGCGAACCUGUACGCCACGCACCAGGAUUCUCUCGAUCAGGCGCCGCCGCACAUUUCUGGCAAGAAUCGUUAUACCGACGUUAGCCAGGACAAUCAAUAUGCUAGCACUUACGUGGGCCAGCUCGAUGAUACGUACGCGUAUCGGCAAGAUUCGCAGACGCAAGACGCCUACGAUCAAUCCUAUGUGCAAAACUCGUACAAGGACGAGUAUCGGCAAUCGUACGUGCAAGACAAGAAUGUAGAUAUUUAUCAGAAAACGUACGAGGACACGACGUAUCCUAAUGCGAGCCAAGCGAACGACCAAUACACCGUUCUAUCUAACGAUCAGUAUACGAAUAUCUCGAACGAUCGGUACGACAAGGGCCAGGACAUGAUAAUUGAGAACAAUUAUCAAGUUGAGAAUUAUGAUCGGAACAACGUAGAAUAUCAAGAGACCUAUAAUCAGGAGGAUAGUUAUCAAAAACAGUACGAUGGUUACGUACCCUCGACCGUCUACGAUCAGAAUAACGUGUCGAAUGCAUACAAUCAGUAUCAGCAAUACGAUUCCGAGUACAAUAUCAGUACGUCUACCGAUUAUCAAAAUACUUAUCAAGAUAAUACGUACAAUGAAGUGCCUGUUACGACUCAAGAUAAUUAUCAGGAUGCUUAUAUUAAGCAACAGCAAGGCGAUUAUACGAAUUACGAGGUCCCUUAUACGAAAGAGGAGACCGUACCGACGACGUAUCAAAACGAUUAUCAAAAUCGAUAUGAAAAUUAUCAGGAGGAGCAAUACGACGAAUCCGUAUAUCCGGACUCUUAUCAAGAAUCCUAUCAGGAAUCUUAUCAGGAUUCUUACGAGGAACGUUACAAGGAUGGACCAGUCGCUAUCACGGAAAGGAGACAAAGCGAAGUGCCGGAACUUUCCGUUACCACGCCGAAGGGCCAAACAAAAACGAACGGUUAUCAGUCUAGCGAGUCGGAAUACUUGUACAAUCAGGAAAACGAGCAAGUUUCGCAGAUAGGUGCGUCUAGGAGAAAGAAGCUCGGUAAGCGCGAGCCCAGUCCGCUUUUGCAACAAAACACGGACUCGCUGGAAUCGAGGGACGACGAAUUAAAGGAUUCCUUCGAAACGGCCGUGAGCUCCGUCGAGAGUAGUCAACCUAGGAAAGCUUACAGCGAGUACUCGACCGCGGGUGACUCUAGUCCUGCCGCGGCCACAUUGGUCGACUCGCCUCAGAGUACGACGCAGCCACUUACCAGUAUGGUAAAUCACGUAGCGAGUAUGGAUAAUCACGUUAGCAGUAGCAGCAUCAUCACGGUUACGGCGACGGUUCAUUCUACGUCUGCUGCGACAAAUGGCAAACGAUUGGCUCGAACGGAAUCGUAUCUGGAAGAAGCGAUCGAGGACGAGGAGUAUCCCGAAAUCAUUCCGACGGAGCCACAGAGAAAGGAUUCCCAAUUGUCCCAUCAGAGUCAGCUCAGUCAACAUUCGAGUCAAAAGCCCAAACUGACGAGAGGCGAUUCUUACGCCUCCGAUCAUUUCCCCGAUGAGUCGUACAGUAGAAGAGGAUCUUACGCUCAGGCUACCAGAAAGGAGUCCGUAUCUUCCGUCACGCAGGAGCCGCCUUUCAAGCCGCCUCUAACGAGAACCGAUUCGUAUCAGAAUAGAGGGACCGGUUAUGCCCAAAAUUUCAGCGCUCCUCAGCCAAUAACAAGAGCCGAGAGUUAUCAGAGAGGUUACUUCAAGGAUCAGGAGACGAUUGACGAGAGCGAGAUUACUCUGAGCAAUCAGGUCAACGGAGAGUACAAAAUGAGGGACGAAACUCUCGACAGGUACGAACGCGGAGAGGAAGGAAUGAUUCGUAGCUCACGAGAGGACUCGUUGGCAGAUGCGUACAAGACGUCUUCACCACCGUUGUCGCAUAUCGACAGUCCACGCGGGAGUAUAACGAAGCAAGCGUCAUUGGAGGAGAGCGUUCAAAUGGAUACGCCGCCGCGAAGUCCACCGGAACCACCGCCCGACGAGGAACUUUUAGAGAUGGUCGGUGCCGUGCCGGUCCCAACGCAACUUAAGGAACGGCCAGAGAUAAAGAUGACACCACGGCAACGUUGGCACUGGGCCUAUAACAAGAUCAUCAUGCAAUUGAACAUUUAUUACGGCAGCAUGAUCCCUGGGAACUACUUUCAAAGUGCCAUUUGCCGAAUAUCGCGCUAUAUCGAGCUUUCCAACGGAACGAGGCUCGAUGCCUUCCACGUUCCCUGCGCGAUGUGUUGUAGUAGUGUCUAAG